Messenger RNA from Tarenaya hassleriana, 1226 nucleotides. Its product is annotated as bZIP transcription factor 2. The record is from RefSeq and is a predicted model, not a curated record. Lineage: Eukaryota; Viridiplantae; Streptophyta; Magnoliopsida; Brassicales; Cleomaceae. Bases 592 to 1095 code for a protein of 167 amino acids. Gene Ontology annotation, cellular component: nucleus. Gene Ontology annotation, biological process: positive regulation of DNA-templated transcription. Gene Ontology annotation, molecular function: DNA-binding transcription factor activity; transcription cis-regulatory region binding. The transcript has a single exon.
CUGAAAUAAUUAAAUUAAAAAAAAUGAAAUCAAAGGGCAGCAGCAUAUGGUUCUACAAAAUCCAGAGGCAACUCUAUUCAACAUCUCCUUUUCCCUUUUUCCACCACAAGAACUUCUCCCCCUUAUCUCCAGAAUUCUCCAGUGUCACCUCCUCUGCCUUCAUCCUAAUCAUCCCUCCCUUCGUCUUCUUCUCCUCCAUUACACAAACCAAACAAGAAAAAACCUCGUCAUCUUCUGAUCUGUCUUUACGAUCUCAAAACAAAAUCUGUCCGAAGAAGAACGAACGCAUAUUAUCGGGCUGUUGGAUGAUCGGAACUCAUGAAUCCGGUUCUCUGUGAAAUCCUCCUCUCUGGUUUUAUGGUAGAAUCCUCUCUCCACCGCAGAACUCACCUCGUUCAAUCCUUCUCCGUCGUCUUCCUCUACUGGUUCUACAACGUCUCAUGAACUCCUUCCCCCUUGUUUUCUGAUUCUUCUUACCAGUGGUGAAUCUAAGAUCUAAUAUACUGAAUAGCAAACAACCUUUUUAGAAACAACAGAAAGGAGAAACUUUUCAUCUGGGUUUUGUAUUACCUUUGGUGGGUCGUGUUGUAUAUGGCAUCUUCUAGUAGCACAUACCGGAGCUCGAGCCCUGUCUCCAAUGGCGCCGUCGUGGACGAGAGGAAGCGGAAGAGAAUGGUGUCGAACAGGGAAUCGGCGAGAAGAUCACGGAUGCGGAAGCAGAAGCAACUGGACGAUCUGACGGCUCAGAUCAAUCAGCUGACGAACGACAACCGUCAGAUCAUGACGAGCCUCACCGUCACGACACAGCUUUACAUGAAGGUCCAGGCAGAGAACUCGGUUCUCAACGCUCAGUUCUCGGAGCUCAACACAAGGCUUCAGUCUCUCAACGACAUCAUCCGUUUCUUGACGGCGAACACGAACAUGUCCCGUGACGGCGUCAACGAUCAGGCCAUGAUCGACGGCUGUGGUUUCGAUGAUCGGACGGUGGGGAUUCACGACGGUUUCUACGACGACACGUUGAGUGUGUUGAAUCCUUGGAGUGGAUCCGUUUACGCCAACCAACCCAUCAUGGCUAAUGAUAUCAUUAUGUAUUAAUUAAUUAGUCUUUAUCUUUUAAAUUUAUUUUUUUCUCUUAUUUUAGUUUAUGCCUUUUUGUUGUUUUCAUGAAUAUGGAAAUUGCGAGUUAUUAUUGUUAUUCCGAACUAUUGGAUAUUUUUCAUGUUAAA